AUGGAUUUCUUUGACACGCGGUAUUUCAAGAUUAACAAGUUCUUUCUAUCUUUCACCGGCCUGUGGCCGCAUCAAAAACCUUUUAUGAAACUUUUAACUCGAUCGUUCGCUAUAUUUGGCUUUACGACAAUGUUAGUGCCGCAGAUUGCAUAUAUACUCAGGCAAGCGGAUGAUCUGGAUAACACGUUCGAACUGAUGCCACUUCUAACUGGCACAGUGAUAUGUAUUACAAGAAUCAUCAGUAUAACACGCAAUUCCGGAAUGCUUAAGGUGCUUCUACAACAUAUGCAGGACGACUGGAACAAUCUACUGUCGGAUGAAGAAACGCAAAUUUUAAUGUUUUAUGCUGAAAAGAGUCGAAAGCUUACGUUGGCGUAUUCAAUUUGCAUAUGCGGAUUUAUAUUCUGCUUCGCUUCGCUACCUCUUGCUGGACCUAUAUUGGACAUAAUCUCACCCCUGAAUGAAACAAGACCGAGAAAAUUGCCACAGCUUGCGGAUUUUAUCGUUCUCGAUCAGGAAAAGCAUUAUUACACGCUUUUGCUGAUCUUAUAUCUCGAUUACAUUUUGUGUGUUUCGGUCGUGAUAGCUACCGAUACUUUGUACGUUUUCCUGGUGGAGCAUAUUUGUGGAAUGUAUGACAUACUGUGGUGA
Molecule: messenger RNA, 651 nt
Organism: Temnothorax curvispinosus
Lineage: Eukaryota; Metazoa; Arthropoda; Insecta; Hymenoptera; Formicidae
Exons: 4
Coding region: 1-651 (216 amino acids)
Biological process (GO): sensory perception of smell
Cellular component (GO): membrane
Molecular function (GO): olfactory receptor activity; odorant binding
Source: RefSeq, a predicted model, not a curated record